Molecule: messenger RNA, 3729 nt
Organism: Aureobasidium melanogenum CBS 110374
Lineage: Eukaryota; Fungi; Ascomycota; Dothideomycetes; Dothideales; Saccotheciaceae
Exons: 4
Biological process (GO): protein transport
Source: RefSeq, a predicted model, not a curated record
AGGUUGUCCAUAUGGUACACGCUCCUCACGGUCGUCUUCCGCUGCCCGUCGUCGCCCAAACAACUCACCAAAGACUCUCCCAAUGUUUGCGAGCCUUACUUCCAACUAAGGGACUUUGCCGUUCCUCACCUCCAACCCUAUUAUGAUACCUAUGCCUCGCCUUAUGUUCAACAAGUCCAACCCUACUUUGACCGCGUCAGAGAACAGGCCUAUGUUCCCGCUGCUGCCUUUGCUCAGAAGCAUGGUGCCCCUCGUGCCGCCCAGAUUCAGAAGUAUGCCACCAAUGAAUGGAAGCGAUCAGUCCGUCCUCAGCUGGACGUCGCUCGCAAGCACGCCCUGAAGCAGUACGACUCUACCUUGGGCCCUCACGUUCAAAAAGUUCAAGACGCCAUCUCCCCCUACUACACGAACGUCAAGGCCUUGGCCACUGACUUUUACGAACUCGAGUUGCUACCCGCCUACAAGCACACUGCUCCCUACGCAAAGAAGUUCUACGGCCAAGCCCAUCGCUUCUCCGUCAACACUGCUCUGCCUUACGCUCGUUGGGGCACCGACUUGACUUUCACUUUCGUUCGCCGACAGAUUUGGCCAAGAAUCCAGGUCCUUUACGGAGAGAAUGUUGAGCCUCAAAUCUUCAAGAUCACCCAAAGACUUGGUCGUUACCGCGACGAAAAGAAGAUUGAAGCCGCCGUCGAGUCCGCCGAGAGUUCCGCGUCUUCUUCGUCCUCUUCCAUCUCGUCAGCCGCAUCCGCUUCCUCUACCGUUGUCGCUAGCUCGCCCUCAGCCGUGGCAUCUAGCGUUGUCGCUGCCUCGCCUUCAAUGGCACUUACUGAGGAAGAGCCUAGUGCUGCCGAACAAUUCUCCCAGGAUUUGAAGGUCUGGGAAGAGCAUGUCUCCAUUGCUGUGCGCGAGGGACUUGACCAUCUGCGCGAACGUAUCCAGGAGAUUUGCGACCGCCAAGUCGAGACCCAGACCAAUGGUGUAGGCCAAGCUCUGAUCGUCCAGAUGGAAGAAGGCUCCUCGUCGGCAUUCAGAAGCCUCAAGGCCAGAGUUGAAACUGUUAUUGAACAUCUCCCCGAGGAGCCUUCAGAGUCUGAUAUCUCAUCUGCUCAGGACUCUAUCAACAAGGAAGUCAAGAAGGCUGGUCAGACUAUCAAACAAAAGGCCCAGAAUGUCCGUGAUUGGAAGCAAACCUUUGAUCAAGACAUCACCCGUCUCAUCGAGGCUGCCGCCAACUCCACUCUUGAAACUAUUGAUAACAUCCGUGACCUUCGUCUGCAGGAGAUUGGAAGACGUUGGGCUUCCAACGCUGCUAUCACCCACAGGGACUGGACUAAGUACAACGACCUCAAGAAAGCCUCGAGCAAGGGCCGUGACGAGGUUGCCGCUCUCGCCACCUCGAAAGAGCUCACUGAAGCCAAGAAGGGCGCUCACGCAAUCGAGGAAAGAGCCAUGGCUAUUGCUGAAGACGCUGCCAAAGAGCUCGCCAGACUCAAGAGUGUUUCGCAGUGGAAGCUCGAGGCUAGAGAUUCGUCCGAUGACUUUGACACAAAAUACGCACCAGCUGCCGCUGCUAGAGUCAAGCAACAAGUCGCCGAGAAGAUGGCCGAUGCCAAAGAGGCCAUCUCUGGCGCAUCUUCUGCUGCUAGCCAAGCUUCUUCCAGCGUUGCCUCGAUUGUCUCAAGUGUCUCGGCUCCGUCAAUUGUGUCUGAAGCAUCUUCUAGCAUUGCCUCGGUCGUAUCCAGCGUGUCAGCUCCGUCAAUCGUGUCCGAAGCAUCUUCGAGCAUUGCUUCAGUUGUGUCCAGUGCAUCAGCUCCAUCAAUCGUUUCUGAGGCAUCUUCGAGCAUUAGCUCAGUUGCCCAGCAAGGAUCAUCGAGUGCGUCAUCUGUGGCAUCUCAAGUGUCCGAGAGUGUAUCCAAUGCCUCUGAGCAGGCUUCUAAGAAGGUCUGGGGCGGAGCUAUGGCUCAAGCAGUUCCUUCAGAACGUUCCAUCGUCCUUGACGACGACAUUGUCGACGAUGAGUACACGUACUCAAGCAAGCUCCAGGACAUCCUUGGAAAGGCUGGCAGCCAGGCAAGUCAGCUCACUCAAGCAGUUCAGGAUGCUAUGAAGCCUGCCCCUACCCAGGGCAGCGUCGAGUCGGUCACUUCUCUUGCCAGUGAGCAGUAUGAACGGGCUCUAUCUGCAGCAAGCAGCGUCAUCUUCGGCACCGAACAAGGUGUUGGAGAGUCCCUGUCGAGUGUCGCCAGUGACAGAUAUGCCUCUGCAGUUUCUGCUGCAUCGAGUGCUAUCUAUGGUGAACCUAUUCCUGCCACCAAGUCUAUUGCUUCUCAAGUUGCCUCGGUCGCAGCUUCUGUCACCGCCGGCGCUAGUAGCAACAUGGACUCUUUCCAGUCGUCGGCUGGCUCGAUCUACACUGAGGCUCAGUCUGUCUACUCGAACUCUAUCGCAGACCCGAUGCAAUCUGUUUACACCAGUUCCAUCGCGGAUCCGGUGCAGUCAGCUCUGUCUUCAAUCUCGUCGAUAGCAUCUUCAAGACUCCAGGAAGGUCUUUCAUCCGCAAGCGCUCAGUUCGAACAUGCCAAGAGCGCUAUCGGUGCUUCACCAACACCAGUCCAACAAGGUGUUCUGGCGGAUGCUCAACGCAGAUACUACGAGAUGGUGGGUUAUGCUUAUGACCGUUACUCAGCCUUCGAUGAGGCAAUCUAUGGUACAUCGACAGGUUCUGCCGAGUCAAUCGCCAGCGCUGCUAGCACUGCUAUCUAUGGAAGUGAGACACCAUGGACGGAAGCCGCUGCUUCGCAGGCAAGUCAAAACUGGGAGAUGCUGGUCUCCAAGGCCAGUGAACAAGUUUACGGUUCUCCUACACCCUUCUUCUCUCAGGCCAGUGAGUACGCUUCUCAAGCUACCGUUGCUGUGGUGGAACAGUACGCCGCAGUCUCUGCCCUCUUCGACGAGCUCGUCAAUGGACGCGAGCCAGAGUUCACCGAAAGUGUUUGGAGCCGCCUUCAAUCUGCAUAUUCUACCGGUGCUCCUGCCAUCGCAUCUAGUGCAUCGAGCUAUGCUCAAGACGUUUACGCCAGCGCAUCUUCAUUCUAUGAAUCGGCCUUCACUCCCCCACCAACCGUCGAGGCUCUUCUGGACAACGUCAACGAGCAGAUUAAUUCUGCAGUCGACGCCGUUUCGGCCCAGAUCUACGGCACUACAAAGGGUAACAUGGAGCAGAUGACUGAAGCUGUUGGCAGCGCAUACAAUGAUGCUGCAUCUCGCGCCAGUGAAGCUGUCUAUGGAACCACUACUGGUUAUGCUGAAGCAGCUCAGAGCCAAAUCGCAGAUGCUGCUUCGUCUGCCCAGCAAGCUAUCAGCGAAGCCUUAUUUGGAACUCCCUCUGCCACUGCUGCGGCAGCCAGCAUUUACACAUCGAUCGCAUCGGUUGCAUCGGAAAACCGUGAUGCUGUGGUUUCAAAGGCUGUCGAGCAGUACGAGGCAGCUACGUCAGCUGCCAGCAGCGCCAUCUAUGGGUCCGAGAAGGGCGCUUUCGAGAGCGCUCAGAGCAGACUGUCCGUUGCCAUGGCUAGUGCAUCUAGCAGACUGGCUGAAUUUGGCGAGACUGCAAGCAAGGCAACCGAUGAGUCUGUAUCGAAAGUGGUAGAAGCUGCUCAGGAGGCUGCAUCAUCAGCGAGCAGCGUGGCUGAAUCAGUCAGUGCCAGAGUUAGAGACGAGCUCUAA